AUGGUACCUUCAUGCGAAGGCGCCGUAUCGAGUACUCCCAACCCUCCGCCAUCGGUCACUCCUUCACCCGAACACAUAGUUGAUGAAUUUUCUCAAACCCACAAACUGCACGGUCGGGCAUUCUAUGAAAGCCUAGGAUCCCCAAAAUUUGUUCUCGCUCCCAUGGUAGACCAAUCAGAAUUUGUACGCGUUAACUUAUACUCCAAAGCGUGGCGAAUGUUGACGCGCUCUUACAUGACACCCUCUUGUCGCAAACUCCUGGCAUAUUCACCUAUGUUUCAUGCUCGAAUGUUUGGUACCAUACCAAAGUAUCGUGAUUCGCAUUUCCAGCCUCUUCGAAACCCGCUCACCUCCGAUCCACCCUCUCUCGGUACGGAGUAUUUUCUCGAUGGGAAUCCCAAAUACGAUCGGCCCCUAUUUGUUCAGUUCUGCGCCAAUAAUGCUGAUGAAUUCCUUGCAGCGGCUAAGUAUGUCACGCCAUUCUGUGAUGCGGUUGAUUUGAAUUUAGGUUGCCCGCAGGGAAUUGCCAAAAAGGGACGAUAUGGAGCUUUUCUACAAGAGGAUCAACAGCUGAUAUACUCACUUAUCAACAAAUUGCAUAGAAAUUUAGAUGUGCCUGUUACAGCAAAAAUACGGAUACUUGAGACUCGAGAAAAGACUCUCGAAUAUGCACUGAAUUUACUCAAAGCUGGUGCUAGCAUUCUCACAAUCCAUGGUAGAACUAGAGAUAUGAAAGGGCACAAAACUGGGCUUGCUGACUGGCAAACAAUACGUUUCCUCCGAGACAAUCUUCCAAAAGAGACGGUUCUCUUUGCCAAUGGAAAUAUAUUAAGACAUGAAGACAUCCUGCAGUGCCUCCAAGAAACUGGGGCGGAUGCCGUGAUGUCUGCUGAAGGAAAUCUCUAUGACCCCACUAUUUUUGCUCAAGCCCCACAGCCUCACGAGUACUGCCGUGAAUACUGGAGGGGAAUAGAUGGAAGUGCAGGGUGGAGAGUGGAUGCCGUAUUUAGGAGGUACAUUGAUAUUAUCUAUAAAUAUGUAUUGGAGGUCUCUCCCCCAAUAAGGAAUCCUCUGUAUCUACCUUUGUUUCCCACGGAAGAAAAUACGGAAAAAAAAGAAUUACACGAUGAGGAAGGGCCGAUAAAAAAGAAACAGAAGACAGGGAAAGUCGAAAAAACGACUAACCCCAAUUUGUUAGCUAUGCAACCUCAUCUUUUUCAUAUAUUACGGCCUUUAGUUGCUAAGCAUCACAAUGUGAGAGACGCUUUGGCCAAAUGUCGAGCAGGGGAUUUGAAAUCGUACGAGGCAGUCCUGCAGAUGGUCGAAGAAGUCGUACGCGUUGGAUUAGAACAGUAUCACGUGACCAAAGGAAGAAGCUGGAAAGAUGAAUUCGAAUUGGAUGAACGGUUAAAAUCCAUUCCAGACAGUCUAGAGCAAAAUGGAUCAGGAAAUAACCAAUCUGUAGGUGAAAGUUCAGUCAAAAUAGUGAGGGAGUGUAAAAGGCCCUGGUGGAUCUUACAGCCUCACGUACGCCCCCUACCACAGGAAGCACUAGCCAAGGGCAGCUGGGCCCUAAAUCGAAAAGAAAAGGCUGCCCAACUCACGAGCCUUGGCAACGCCUGA
Molecule: messenger RNA, 1623 nt
Organism: Blumeria graminis f. sp. triticale
Lineage: Eukaryota; Fungi; Ascomycota; Leotiomycetes; Helotiales; Erysiphaceae
Source: the annotation of a GenBank genome assembly